AUGAGUCUCAACCUGAGACAGUUUGAGAAUGAGGAGCAGGCCUUUGUCCUCUUCGACGACUGUGAUGCUGCUCCAACAACGCAGUUCGAUGUGCACUACCACGACAUCAACUACGCACCAUCGAUGAACACCUUCAAGCUGAAGCCACCCACAUCCAAGGUUUAUGCUGGAAAGGGCCGGGCCACAGAAAUCGCUGCUGCGAUGGGUGCUCAGGUUGAAACUUUCAGCCGUGAAACUGGCUGGGACUUUGACAUUGCCAGUCAUCGUCUUUGGUUUCUACAACGCCUUGAGUCCGAAUGUCCGGACGAAGUUCUUUUGACACCAACUUGUGGACCAUGGAGCCCUAUGCAGAACUUGAAUGCCCGAGAUCCAGGACAACAGGCACAACUUCUUGAAAAACGUGAGUGGCAUCAUGGAACUCACUUGGCUUUUGUGCGAAAGGUCUAUGAGACACAAAUCAAGAAUGGUGGACAUGCCGACGUUGAACAACCUGCUCCAGCUCUCAGCUGGAAAACAAGAGCCUUCUCAAGUUUUCCUGGGAUGUCGUUGUUUGGAUCAAGAUGGUCACUGGAAACCUGUCGGCAAACCACUACUUUCCUCACGACCAAGAUGGCCUUGUACCAACAAUUUCAAUUUCGAUGCGAUGGCAGCCAUGAGCAUUGCCCUCUUGAAGGACAUGCCAAAGGGUUCGGCAUGCGAACCAAGUAUCUGGAGAAAUAUCAGCCUGCCUUUGCCACCGUCUUGGCUGCUGCACUUUUGGCCACUGAGGUUCCGACGAUCAUGGACUUUGUCGGCGCUGUUGCCGAAGAUCGUCAACACCCUGGCGAGCUGAUCAAGUUGCUGGCCGAGAACCGUCAAGAUGCUGUGAGAAGGGUCCAACGCCUUCACCGCAACCUUGGUCAUCCAUCUGCGUCCAAGCUGGUGGAACUUGUGGAAGCUCGCGGAGCCUCAAAGACAGUGAUCGAUGUACCACAAGCCCAAUCGGCAUCUCCUGCAGCUAUGCCGACCGCCUCAACUUUCAACCAAGUUGUCCAGGCCGAUGUGAUGUGGUUCAAGAUCCUCGACAAGAAGUACCCAGUGCUGCAUGUCAUCGAUGUGGCCACCAAGUACCAGGUCUUGGAAGAUGCCAGUCAUGAGCAAUGUGGUCCGUUGGCGGAUGUGCCAAGACCCAAAACGAUGGCCGGAGGAGUGGGCUGCGCAGACCAUGCAGGAUCAACUUCAUCAUAUGGCACCUUUGAUCGCCGCGGCCAGACCAAUGUGUGGAUCGAUUCCAAGGGGUUCAAUGCCAAUGGAAAGGGUGGCAUGGUCUUGGAAAAGCUCAGCUACAUCGACUUGUCGGCAGAGAGAUGCCGUCUCUGGACUCAUCCAGAUUAG
Cladocopium goreaui is the source of this 1374-nucleotide messenger RNA. Lineage: Eukaryota; Dinophyceae; Suessiales; Symbiodiniaceae. The record is from the annotation of a GenBank genome assembly.